Molecule: messenger RNA, 3137 nt
Organism: Sinocyclocheilus grahami
Lineage: Eukaryota; Metazoa; Chordata; Actinopteri; Cypriniformes; Cyprinidae
Gene: gas1a
Product: growth arrest-specific 1a
Exons: 1
Coding region: 872-1654 (260 amino acids)
Biological process (GO): regulation of cell cycle
Source: RefSeq, a predicted model, not a curated record
UGUUCAAGAAGAUUGCUGGUUGUUUGUUCUUGAACAGAAACGAUUCUUGAGUCUCUGAUCAAGUAAUCAUAGUCACAAAAUCAACUGUGAUGCUGCCCAAGAACGUACCUCAUAUAUAUUCUACAAAGUCUGAGAAACGACGGUAUAGUUGGGCUUUCUAACCCACCUUCUGCUUUGAGGUAAUCCAAACCUUUUGGAGAGAGACCAUUCCUGACCAUCAUGCCCCACCCCCAUUCUCCCGCCCCUAACUUGACGUCGAGAUUUGCAACAACAAACGAUAGGACAGACCAAUAGGAAUCCCUAAAACUUCCGCAGGAGUAGAAUGGAUAAAGCAAAACUAGAGGGUCAGAAAGGGGCCAGUGUGUGCAUUUGAACGCCGUGUUAUUAUCUGUUCGCGUCCCGAUGCGUACUUAUUGACGGACGACAAGCGCUCGCCCGUGAAUGUAUCAGUUCAGUCGGGGAAGCGUGAUGUUAGUAGCUCGCGAGCGCAUUCGGAUGUGAGCGAGAGACGCGAGAGGACGAGCUCGUGAGCUCCUCACUUCUGCCCAGUGCCCACAAGAAAGACAAGAGGUGGAGGGAGGAAUCGCCGCACUGUCACACGGACACGAACCGGGAAGAUGGAGUGAACAACCCGUUUACUGGAAAUAGCACUUCUCGUAAUCCAGGCUUCUUUUUAAGAACAUGGAUUAGGCUACAGGAAAAUGUCUUUAUAGAUUCACCGCAGUUGUGGAACAAACUUUUUCUUUUGGAUGGACCUUGCAAACAUGAUCUGAGCUGGGGGAUUUUUUUUCCCUCACUAGAUGCAAUGGAAAUAUGAAAUAUGCAUGUUUAAAACUGACCUGACGCCAGCCAAACUAUUACAGACUUCGAUAUGGCAUCUCGUGCAGGUUUGGUUCGUGGCGCGCGCACAUUCAUUUGGCCUUUCGCUUGUGUGCUUGUGUGUUUUGGUUGUUUUUCCAUCGCCUCCUCCAACCACCACGGCCGUCGGUUGAUCUGCUGGCAAGCGAUACUGAACUGCCAGUCGGAGCCAGAGUGUCAUUACGCUUAUGACCAAUAUUUGCACGCCUGUGACUCGAUCCUGAGCGGCCAGAGGAAGAAGUGUCCCAGUCACUGCAUCUCGUCGCUGGUGCAACUCAACCUGACCAAGAGCGGCCCGGCGCUGGAGGACUGCAGCUGCGCCUCGGACCCCCGCUGCCGGGAGAUCAAGCGAGCCAUCGAGCCGUGCUUGCCCAAAACCAGCAGCAUGGGUUGCACCGAAGCCCGGCGUCAGUGCGAGAGGGACAUCCAGUGCCGAAGCGCCAUGGGCGAUUAUUUACUCCACUGCGGGAAACUCUUCAGCGGCUCCAGCUGCUCGAACCCGUGCCGCAGUGUCAUCGCGUACAUGCGCAAACUUCCCAAAGCUCAACUCCUGGAUUCUUGCGUCUGUGAUGGCUCAGAGCGGACUAUCUGCGAGUUUAUCAAAAAUAGUAUGAAAACGCUUUGCUUUGACUAUCCCCCCGUGGAUGAAGAAGGCUCCAGUGGGUUGGACGAUGAUGAGCCCGAUGAUGAGGAUUACUCAGAACCAGAGCCCACGAGGAACACAGGUUCUGCUUUUGUGGCAUGUUCUGUUUUGACUGUGGUGGCAUCCAUUUUGGCUCUAGUGCCGCUUCCUUGAUCACUUUGAAGUCGAGUUAAUGAUCUGCUCCAACGGCUGUUCGGGAAUAGUGCAUUUUGUCCAUUUUCUCCGGUUUUCAAGUUCGUUAAUGGCAUGCUGUUUAAACAUUUAUUCCUUAAAACGAUCUAGUUUUUAUUUUUAUGUGUAGCAAGCAAUCCAAUAGUGACUAUCAUUUUCAACUUUUAUUAGAAGUCCAUUAGGUGCUACUAUUCUUUAAGUUACUAGUGGCUUUCCCAGUAGUUGUCUGUCCCACUUUCUAGCAAACUUUCUUGUCUCACUAGUUACUGUUGCUUUUACUGAUCAAAUGUAAUGAGAAGUCAGAGUAGCUACUUUUGUAGCCAUAAAAUUAAAUAAAAAUUAAAUUACAAAACGUACUGAAAGGAUACCAGUAGGCUAGUGUGUAUAUUCAGUUGAAAAACCUGAAUAGAUUCUAAUACGUUUGAAUAGUUUGUGAACCACAGCUCCCCAUAGAAAUGAAUGGCAAAAAAAUAGACAAUUUCAUAAAAGUGACAAUGGAUUAGUUACUUGACAUGACUAGCGAUAGUGACUAAUAGCAAAAUUACAAGUAACUAAUGAAUAAAUACUAAUUCCUGAAGAAUUCAGUGAAUUGAAGAAAAGGUCAUUGUUGGAUUACUUGCUAGCAAAUAAAAAAAAGUACUAGUAUAAUUAGCUUUAAGGAAUAAGUGUAAACACAGCUUGACAUGAUUUUUCUCCAAAGAGUACAAGUUAAGCUUUGUGUGACACUGAGGUGCAGUUCUUAUCCAGAAAUUGUCACAUUGUAAAUGUGUUUUGAUUCACUAUGCAGAUUUACAGUUACAAAUUCGCCCCAGAUGAACAAUGCCUUGUCUAAUGAAAGUUUUAAUUAUCAAGCUAAAAUUCUGAUUCUGAAGUUAAGAGCAGGGAUACAAAGUACUUUAGGUCAGUCAACUGCCUUAAACACCAACUUGCCUAUUUCAAGUGCUAUUUUGUUAAAGACAACUUUAUUUCAUUAAAGAUAUAGAAAAAGUUUAUUUUGUUACCUAGACAUUUUAACAGCGAAAGUUGUAAUUAUAAAACUGUGCACUGCCAAUGUAAAACUAGAUUUUUUUAAACAUGUAAAUUAUUUUUAUAAAGUUACAAAUGACUUUGGAUAAGUAACUUCUGUAAAAAGUCUUUGGGAUGCUGGAAUGAAUAAGGAGUAGAUCUCUAUAUUAGCUAGUAACGUUUGAUACAUCUUAUGAAAGUCCUAGAGAUUCAAGAGAGAGAACUUUAUUUUUGUCAUAAAAUAACCGUCAAAACAAAGGGUGAUGAUUCCAGCUUUAAAGGGAAGUUAAAUGUUUGUUGUAAUUAUUUUUCUUUUAAGAUAUUGUACAGUGUACAGAUUUUCAGAGAAUCUUUUAAUUGUUAUCUAAGAUGAACUAUUUACUGUGUAGACAUGUCUAAAUCCACUGUAUGACUGCCUCAGUGAUGUUCUUUUUAUAGAAGGCAUAAAAACUAAAGUACA